AUGGACCGCGAACAGUUCAGAAAGGCUGCCUAUGCUGCGGUAGAUGACAUUAUAAAUCACUUCGACAGUCAGCCAACUCAACGCGUCGUCCCGACAAUUGAACCCGGCUACCUGCGCCCGCAAAUCCCCGCACAGCCACCAGAUGAGCCGGAAGAAUGGUCGAAAAUUCAAGCAGACAUCGAUUCUAAAAUUAAGCCCGGGUUGACUCAUUGGCAGUCGCCUAAUUUCAUGGCUUUCUUCCCUGCCAUUGUCACUUAUCCCAGCAUUCUGGGAGAGAUGUACUCCGCUGCCUUCAAUGCUCCCGCAUUCAAUUGGCUUUGCUCACCAGCUUGUACCGAACUAGAGACAAUUGUAAUGGACUGGAUGGCGCAGGCAUUGGGACUUCCAGGCUGUUUCCUGAGUACGUCAGAGAACCGUGGAGGAGGUGUUAUUCAGGUUUCCGCCAGUGAUGUUAUCGCGACAGUUAUGGUUGCAGCCCGCGAGCGACGUGUGUUUGAACAGGCACGGGCAGAAGGACUGAAGGAGGGCACGAUAGAGUUUGAGGACCGAUUGAUGGAACUGAGACCACGAUUGGUUGCGCUCGGAAGCAAUCAGGCGCAUAGCAGCACUGCCAAAGGCGCCCUUAUUGCCGGCACACGCUAUCGUAGCGUCACCGCAAAGCUGGAGGACAAUAUGGAGAUGACCGGGGAUGGUUUGCGGUCAGUGUUGGAACAGUGUGACAAUGACGGGUUAACACCGUACUACAUCACUCUCGGAAUGGGCACGACCAACUCCUGCGCUCUUGAUAGAUUUGCCGAGAUCAAGGCUGUCCUUCGCGAAAAGCCCUCAUGGCAGCGGAUCUGGGUCCACAUUGAUGCUGCCUACGCUGGCGCAGCUCUGGUGGCUGACGAAUGGCAGUUCAUUGCCAAAGAGUUUGCCGAAGGGGUGGACAGUUUCAACAUGAACAUGCAUAAAUGGCUUCUGGUCAAUUUUGAUGCGAGUCUUCUGUUUGUUCGGAAUCGGAAUGACCUUACCGAUGCCCUUGACAUCACCCCAGCCUACCUACGUAACCCUUAUUCCGACGCUGGAACAGUUAUUGACUACCGGAACUGGUCGAUUUCGCUAGGUCGCCGAUUCCGCGCCUUGAAAAUCUGGUUUGUUGUGCGCAGUUAUGGUGUUAAUGGAAUGAAAGCAUUCAUUCGAAGAACCAUUGGGCUUGGUGAAAUAUUCGCAGAUUUGGUGCGCAGUCGACCCGAUCUGUUUGAAAUAGUCACGAAGCCUGCGUUUUGUUUGACUGUCCUGCGAGUGAAGACCCCGAAUGCUGCAGUAAUGAAUGGUACAAUAGUUCAACCAGAUGAGAAAUCCAAUGCACUUACAAAGGAAGUGUAUGAACUCAUCAACUCCCGUGGUGAAAUAUUCAUCACUUCAACAGUGAUUGCGGGUAUUUACUCCAUCCGCGUGGUGAGUUCGAAUGAAGCAGCCGACGAAAAGCAUAUCCGUCGAGCGUUCGAUAUUCUCGUCGAGACAACGGAGGAAGUCCGACAACGACAGAAUUAG
This is a messenger RNA of Aspergillus tanneri, 1536 nucleotides long. Its product is annotated as putative aromatic-L-amino-acid decarboxylase. Gene Ontology annotation, biological process: amino acid metabolic process. NCBI's taxonomy places the organism in Eukaryota, Fungi, Ascomycota, Eurotiomycetes, Eurotiales, Aspergillaceae. The transcript has 3 exons. Bases 1 to 1536 code for a protein of 511 amino acids. Gene Ontology annotation, molecular function: carboxy-lyase activity; pyridoxal phosphate binding. The record is from RefSeq and is a predicted model, not a curated record.